Molecule: messenger RNA, 666 nt
Organism: Octodon degus (degu)
Lineage: Eukaryota; Metazoa; Chordata; Mammalia; Rodentia; Octodontidae
Product: ubiquitin-conjugating enzyme E2 N
Exons: 1
Coding region: 57-515 (152 amino acids)
Biological process (GO): protein K63-linked ubiquitination; DNA damage tolerance
Cellular component (GO): nucleus
Molecular function (GO): ubiquitin conjugating enzyme activity
Source: RefSeq, a predicted model, not a curated record
CGUGAGGUGAGCGGAGCCAGAGACGCGACCAGAGGCCGAACUCGGGAUCUGACAAGAUGGCCGGGCUGCCCCGCAGGAUCAUCAAGGAAACCCAGCGUUUGCUGGUAGAACCGGUUCCUGGGAUUAAAGCCGAACCAGACGAGAGCAACGCCCGUUAUUUUCACGUGGUCAUUGCUGGCCCCCAGGAUUCCCCCUUUGAAGGAGGGACUUUUAAACUUGAACUAUUUCUGCCAGAAGAAUACCCAAUGGCAGCACCUAAAGUACGUUUCAUGACCAAAAUUUAUCAUCCUAAUGUAGACAAGUUGGGAAGAAUAUGUUUAGAUAUUUUGAAAGAUAAGUGGUCACCAGCACUGCAGAUCCGCACAGUUCUGCUAUCGAUCCAGGCUUUGUUAAGUGCUCCUAAUCCAGAUGACCCAUUAGCAAAUGAUGUAGCGGAGCAGUGGAAGACCAAUGAAGCCCAAGCCAUAGAAACAGCUAGAGCAUGGACUAGGCUAUAUGCCAUGAAUAAUAUUUAAGUCGAUCCGAUCAUCAAGUUUGUGUCACUUCUCCUGUUCUGCCAAGACUUCUUCCUUUUUUGUUUGCAUUUAAUGGACACAGUCUUAGAACAUUACAGAAUAAAAACCCAGACAUUUUCAGUCCUUUGGUGAUUAAAUGCACAUUAGCAAA